CCCCGAACGUCCUCACAUCUUUCUCUAUCAGCUAGAAUACCUUGCGUUUGCCUCAAGAGACAUCGGAAACCGUCACAAUGUCUCAAUUCAGAGCCAAGCGCCUCGAUCUCGGCUGUUUCAUAAACGCCCGAGUGAUCCGCGACCACACCAAGCGAAAAGUCUACGAGCAGUUUGAACCUGAGAGACAGGCCCUCCGUUACGCGAUCCGAAAUACAUCCCUCCCUCAACGAGUGCGCGCACAGGCACAACUCCAACUCGCGCAGAUGCACGCCUAUACUCGCUCAACGCAGAUUAAGAAUCGAUGUGUCGCAGGCGGGAUUGCGAGGGGUGUCUUUAGAGAUUUUAGACUUGCGAGGUAUCAAUUCCGUCAACAGGCUUUGGCGGGUGAAUUACCGGGUGUUAAGAAAGCGUCGUGGUAAGGAGAAAAGGAGUGUUAGAUAUGGAAAGGCUUCUACCACUUAUGUGAUGAGUAUGGUGGUAUAGAUCGAUUAGCAUUGUUUGAUAUGGAUGGUUCAUACUUGGAGUUGGAUGAUUUAUUCUUUUCUUUGACAAGAUGUAUAUUGUAUUUGAAUCUGUUUCAAUAUUAUUCUUUGUUCUCUGACUAUUAUGUUUGGGGUCUGUGAGAUCCAAGAUGUGUGAACAUAUAUCUAUCAGAUGAUAUCUUGGAUGAAGAUGAUCUAGAUAUGAGAUCUAUCUGAAUAUCAAUGUCAAGUGCGUUUACUCUAAAGC
This is a messenger RNA of Talaromyces stipitatus ATCC 10500, 729 nucleotides long. RefSeq names its product mitochondrial 37S ribosomal protein MRP2. Bases 78 to 419 code for a protein of 113 amino acids. Gene Ontology annotation, cellular component: mitochondrial small ribosomal subunit; ribosome. Gene Ontology annotation, molecular function: structural constituent of ribosome. Lineage: Eukaryota; Fungi; Ascomycota; Eurotiomycetes; Eurotiales; Trichocomaceae. The record is from RefSeq and is a predicted model, not a curated record. Gene Ontology annotation, biological process: translation. The transcript is spliced from 3 exons.